Cynocephalus volans (Philippine flying lemur) is the source of this 4602-nucleotide messenger RNA. It is a transcript of the gene BICD2, whose product is annotated as BICD cargo adaptor 2. NCBI's taxonomy places the organism in Eukaryota, Metazoa, Chordata, Mammalia, Dermoptera, Cynocephalidae. Gene Ontology annotation, biological process: retrograde vesicle-mediated transport, Golgi to endoplasmic reticulum; microtubule-based movement; protein localization to Golgi apparatus. The transcript has 8 exons. The coding region runs from base 56 to 2530 and encodes 824 amino acids. The record is from RefSeq and is a predicted model, not a curated record. Gene Ontology annotation, molecular function: dynein light intermediate chain binding; cytoskeletal adaptor activity; dynein complex binding.
GCUGAGGGCCCGACUUGCGGGACCCCGGUGGGAGCCGGCCCGGCGCGCGGCCACCAUGUCGGCGCCGUCGGAGGAGGAGGAGUAUGCGCGGUUGGUGAUGGAGGCGCAGCCCGAGUGGCUGCGCGCCGAGGUGAAGCGGCUGUCUCACGAGCUGGCCGAGACCACGCGCGAGAAGAUCCAGGCGGCCGAGUACGGGUUGGCGGUGCUCGAGGAAAAGCACCAGCUCAAGCUGCAGUUUGAGGAGCUCGAGGUGGAUUAUGAGGCCAUCCGCAGCGAGAUGGAGCAGCUGAAGGAGGCCUUCGGACAGGCACACACGAACCACAAGAAGGUGGCCGCAGAUGGCGAGAGCCGGGAAGAGAGCCUGAUCCAGGAGUCAGCCUCCAAGGAGCAGUACUAUGUGCGGAAGGUGCUGGAGCUGCAGACGGAGCUGAAGCAGCUGCGCAAUGUCCUCACCAACACACAGUCAGAGAAUGAGCGCCUCACCUCGGUGGCCCAAGAGCUGAAGGAGAUCAACCAGAAUGUGGAGAUCCAACGUGGCCGCCUACGGGAUGACAUCAAGGAGUACAAAUUCCGGGAGGCCCGCCUACUUCAGGACUACUCAGAGCUCGAGGAGGAGAACAUCAGCCUGCAGAAGCAAGUGUCUGUGCUCAGACAGAACCAGGUGGAAUUUGAGGGUCUCAAGCAUGAGAUCAAGCGUCUGGAGGAGGAGACUGAGUACCUCAACAGCCAGCUGGAGGAUGCCAUACGGCUCAAGGAGAUCUCGGAGCGGCAGCUGGAAGAGGCACUGGAGACGCUGAAGACGGAGAGGGAGCAGAAGAACAGCCUGCGCAAGGAGCUGUCGCACUACAUGAGCAUCAAUGACUCCUUCUACACCAGCCACCUGCACGUCUCCCUGGAUGGCCUCAAGUUUAGCGAUGAUGCCGCCGAGCCCAACAAUGACACCGAGGCCCUGGUCAACGGCUUUGAGCACGGUAGCCUCGCCAAGCUGCCGCUGGACAACAAGACCUCCACACCCCAGAAGGACGGCCUCACACCACCCUCCCCCAGCCUCGUCUCUGACCUGCUCAGUGAGCUCAACAUCUCUGAGAUCCAGAAGCUGAAGCAGCAGCUGAUGCAGAUGGAGCGGGAGAAGGUGGGCCUGUUAGCAACACUGCAGGACACACAGAAGCAGCUGGAGCACGCGAAGGGGGCCCUUUCAGAGCAGCACGAGAAGGUGAGCCGCCUCACGGAGAACCUGAGUGCCCUGCGGCGCCUGCAGGCCGGCAAGGAGCGGCAGACAGCCCUGGACAAUGAGAAGGACCGUGACAGCCAUGAAGAUGGUGACUACUACGAGGUGGACAUCAAUGGGCCCGAGAUCUUGGCCUGCAAGUACCAUGUGGCCGUGGCCGAGGCUGGCGAGCUCCGGGAGCAGCUCAAGACACUGCGCAGCACGCACGAGGCCCGUGAGGCUCAGCACGCCGAGGAGAAGGGCCGCUACGAGGCCGAGGGCCAGGCGCUCACCGAGAAGGUCUCCCUGCUAGAGAAUGCCAGCCGCCAAGACCGUGAGCUGCUGGCCCGGCUGGAGAAGGAGCUGAAGAAGGUGAGCGACGUUGCUGGUGAGACACAGGGCAGCCUGAGUGUGGCCCAGGAUGAGCUGGUGACCUUCAGCGAGGAGCUGGCCAACCUUUACCACCACGUGUGCAUGUGCAACAAUGAGACGCCCAACCGCGUCAUGCUGGACUACUACCGUGAGGGCCAGGGCGGAGCCGGCCUCACCAGCCCCGGGGGCCGCACUAGCCCUGAGAGCCGGGGGCGCCGCUCGCCCGUCCUCCUGCCCAAGGGGCUGUUGUCCACAGAGGCAGGCCGAGCAGAUGGUGGUGCUGGGGACAGUAGCCCCUCGCCUAGCUCCUCACUGCCAUCGCCCCUGAGUGACCCGCGUCGGGAGCCCAUGAAUAUCUACAACCUGAUCGCCAUCAUCCGCGACCAGAUCAAGCACCUGCAGGUGGCUGUGGACCGCACAACAGAGCUGUCGCGGCAGCGUAUUGCCUCGCAGGAGCUGGGCCCUGCUGUGGACAAGGACAAGGAGGCGCUCAUGGAGGAGAUCCUUAAGCUAAAGUCGCUGCUCAGCACCAAGCGGGAACAGAUCACCACGCUGCGCACUGUGCUCAAGGCCAACAAGCAGACAGCUGAGGUGGCCCUCGCCAACCUGAAGAGCAAGUAUGAGAACGAAAAGGCCAUGGUGACCGAGACAAUGAUGAAGCUGCGCAACGAGCUCAAGGCGCUCAAGGAGGAUGCAGCCACUUUCUCCUCGCUGCGUGCCAUGUUCGCCACAAGGUGUGACGAGUACAUCACGCAGCUGGACGAGAUGCAGCGGCAGCUGGCAGCCGCUGAGGAUGAGAAGAAGACACUGAACUCACUGCUGCGCAUGGCCAUCCAGCAGAAGCUGGCACUGACCCAGCGGCUGGAGCUGCUCGAGCUGGACCAUGAGCAGACCCGGCGGGGCCGCGCCAAGGCUACUGCCAAGGCCAAGCCGGCCACCCCGACUCUGUAGAGUAGCUGCAGGGAGGACUCGACCCCCCAGCACUGUCACACUGCAGCCCCUCCCUUCCCCUCCCCUGCCCACACGGAGGAAGGAAGGGCAACCUAAAAUUCCACUUAGAAACAUUUUUGGAUAUGCCACUGCAAUUCUUUGCAAAAUAGCAUUCCCCAAGUUUUCAAUGGGAGAGAAAAGCUUUAAUGUUGAGAAUGCUGCGAGCUGCUGCUUGGAAAGGCCUCUGUAUGGGCUGAAGAACCUGCUUCCACGGCCACCACCAGGCUCGCUAGGAGCCUGCUGGAGACGCCUACCACAGGGGUCUCCUUGUUCCUUUUUUUAUCCGAUCAACCUGUGCACUUUUGAUAUUUUGAUAUUAUAUUUGCUUCCCUAAUUCCGACAUAGAGAGACGGUCUCAGAUGCCGUGGUUUGUGCUCGUGGUCCUGUAGCUCUCUGUCUUAGCUCCCACCUUGUUGACCUGGCGUCAACAUGAGGCAGAGCUGUGUACUCCCAGUGUGUAGCUCUAGACGGUGGGGAGGAGGGCUUUCCCAACAAGGAGCUGGCUAGAGGUAGCCACACUGUGGUUCAGCAGCCUUUUAGAUUAUACAGCAUUAUGGUUCAUGUUUGAAAUUACAGAUUUUAAAUGCCAUGUUCAUUAAGAAAUCCAGGGUAUUCCAAUUCUGGGGUUUUUCAUAUUGUAUUAUUAUUAUUCUUAGGAAUAGUUCAAUGUAACAAGAAGAAAACUUGACCUUUGCUCUGGUUAAAACAGUAAUAGGCACUUGAAAAAAAAAGAUAAAUUAUUGAAUGAGUAGUAUUACCUACAGAUUCCAGAAUUUUCUGGGUUUUAGGACAUUGUGAAGCAUGACUGAUUAACAGAAUUUUAUACAACUGUACCAGUGAAAUUCCAAAUUGGAAUUGUUUUGUUACUCUGGUUGUUGUGCCAAAUUAUGGUACACUUAGAAAAUUCUACAGUUGUCGAUUUUUAGGGUGUUCUAUUUCAGCACCAUUUUGUUAGUAAUCAUUGCCAGUAGUGCCUUCAUCAGUUAAGGGAGGUGUCCCAGCGUAGUUAAUUCUCUAAAACGGGCAGUUGGGAAUGCUGAAGGCCAGUGUGGACCAGCAGGUGGGAGCAGGUGCUCGCCUCACACCUGUGCCUGGGCAUCUUCAUUGAGGGAGAUAAAACAGUAAUUGUGCAAAAUUCUGUUAGUCAGUGAUUCUUUACUUGCAAAUUCAGGGGCUUAGAAAAUGAAAUAAAUGCAAAACCUUGACUGUGUUUUGGGAACCAAAUGGACUUUAUGGGACAAGCUAAGCAAGUUGUGUGAACACCACGUUUGUGAAGAGCCAAGGGCAUCAGGAGAGCCGACACUUCGUCGGCACGCAGUGGGACAAGGGUUAGCCGUGGUAUUCUUUGCAAAUGUGAAAAUAAAACAUUAUAUCUUCUCUUGCUUGGUGUAACUAAUCACUGUUAAUUUCAGGAAACAGAACUCAUUAAAGCUCCUUAGCAAACCAGGUGUGUGCAUCGUGCUCUGUUUGCUGAGUGAGGUUCAUGGGAGUGAUCCAAUUGGUACUCAGAGAAGAAGAAAAAUUGUCUUCUUCCAAACAAAUACCCAAAUUAUAAUAAUACAAAUGGCAAGAAUAAAAGAAUUCUGUUUCCUGGAAUAAGCAUUUCUUAUUCCUAGUUGUAGGGACUCCUAUUUUUACCUUCUGUUACAGUGUUGAUUCAUAAAAAAUAUUAUUACAUUUGAGAUAACUUCAUCUGUAUGGGGUAUUUAUUUGCAAUGAUGUCUGAGUACUGUAUUUUUUUCUGUGCAUUACCUUAGUGUCAGAAUGUUGGUCUUUAUUUUAAAGUCAUAUGCAUGUUCUCCUGCCAAGGAACCUUUACACAGACCCAAACAAGCAAAUAAUAAUAAGCAAAUGCCUUCAGUUUCUGAGAAAGUGAGGCAAAGCAUGGAAAGGAAUAGGAAGAAGAAGUUGAGACUCUCGGGAAAUAGACGUGUGACCUGAAUGUCUACAAAGCCAGAGUGCAUAGGAGCAGUGGGCCUGGGUAAAGAGUCAUGUUGGUAGGACCAAUAAAUAAAGAAUAAUAAAAAGAUAAA